Messenger RNA from Astyanax mexicanus (Mexican tetra), 2764 nucleotides. It is a transcript of the gene kcnc4, whose product is annotated as potassium voltage-gated channel, Shaw-related subfamily, member 4. Gene Ontology annotation, molecular function: protein binding; delayed rectifier potassium channel activity. The transcript is spliced from 5 exons. NCBI's taxonomy places the organism in Eukaryota, Metazoa, Chordata, Actinopteri, Characiformes, Acestrorhamphidae. Gene Ontology annotation, biological process: potassium ion transmembrane transport; protein homooligomerization. Bases 637 to 2514 code for a protein of 625 amino acids. Gene Ontology annotation, cellular component: neuronal cell body membrane; voltage-gated potassium channel complex; axon. The record is from RefSeq and is a predicted model, not a curated record.
GUCGGCUGGCUGGGCUGAGCUGAGCUGAGGGAGGAGAUACUUCAGGAGAUGCAACAGAUCUUUCCCAACAAACUGCACUGCCACCAUCUCUCCAUCUCUCCCUCUCUCUUCCUCCGCCAGCUUUCUCUCCAUCAGGAUGGAUUUCUCUUAAUGGUGCUGAAGGGGUGCUGUCACUGGGUUGUCAGAGGAGCUGAGGGAGAUGCGCGCGCGGUUGAGGGUCCAUUAAACUGAAUGACGAGGCUUAAGGUGUGCUGAAGGUGGUGAAAACCUUGAUGGACUUUUGAUGCGCAAACCUGCUGGAAGUACUGGAAGGACAGCUAUUUGUGCUCUUUGUUUAGAAGAACAGUUGGCCGUACCUGUCCCCAUAACUGCCCAGCCCUUCAAUCCUCUGGUUUGUUUCAGUUUGGUUAGGUUUGAUUGCAGCAGUUGACUCUGGAGCAGCAUCAAGUUUGUGGAUUGAGGUUUGUAAAGCACCCAAGUAGCCUGUAAAGCACCCAAGUGGUCGCAGAACUAGUUGCACCAUGCUGACGCUCAUUACGGCGUGUCCACCACGUGGCUCUUCUGGCUCACGCAGAUGAUAGACGUUGGUAAGCGCACCAGUUUCGCCAUCGGCCAUCGGCCCGCCCCUCCAAAUCUAUGAUCAGCUCGGUGUGUGUUUCGUCGUACCGCGGACGCAAGUCGGGCAAUAAACCUCCUUCCAAAACAUGUCUGAAGGAAGAGAUGGCCAGGGCCGAGGACUCGGACAAGAUCAUCCUCAACGUGGGCGGAACGCGCCAUGAGACCUACAAGAGCACCCUUAGGAGCCUGCCGGGCACGCGACUUGCGUGGCUUGCUGACCCGGACGUGCGGAGUGGGGACAGCUUGGGAGCACGUGCCGCAUCCGCCACUACAACCACCACUACCACCUCAACCACCACCACAACCCCUGCCACUGUCAUCAGCACCACGACCACCACCAACGAGUACUUCUUCGAUCGCCAUCCGGCGAUCUUCGCCUAUGUGCUCAACUACUACCGCACGGGUAAGCUGCACUGCCCGGCCGACGUGUGCGGCCCACUCUUCGAGGAGGAGCUCGCCUUCUGGGGCAUCGAUGAGACGGACGUGGAGCCGUGCUGCUGGAUGACCUACAGGCAGCAUCGUGACGCAGAGGAGGCCCUGGACAUCUUUGAGCCGCCUGAGCCCGACACGGACCCUGACGACGAUGAGCGCCUGGGUAUUGAGGACGCACCUGAGCGUACGCGUGGUCGCUUCACCUCCUGCCAGCCCAAGAUAUGGGCUCUCUUCGAGGACCCCUACAGCUCCCGAGCCGCCAGGGCCGUCGCCUUCGUAUCUCUCUUCUUCAUCCUGGUGUCAAUCACUAACUUCUGCCUGGAGACCCACGAGGCCUUCAACGACCUCCAGAACCGCACUGAGGAGGUCACAGUCGGCAACGACACCAAAGUGGUGUACACUGUAGAGGUGGUGACCAAGCCCGUGCUGACCCUGGUAGAGGGCAUCUGCGUGGUGUGGUUCACCUUCGAGUUCCUGGUGCGCAUCAUCUGCUGCCCCGACAAGCUGGUCUUCGUUAAGAACCUCCUGAACAUCAUUGACUUUGUGGCCAUCCUGCCCUUCUACCUGGAGCUGAGUCUGAGCGGACUCUCCUCUAAAGCCGCCUCGGACGUGCUGGGGUUCCUGCGGGUGGUGCGGUUCGUACGGAUUCUGCGGAUCUUCAAGUUGACUCGGCAUUUCGUGGGGUUGCGGGUGCUCGGCCACACCCUGCGGGCCAGCGUCAACGAGUUCUGCCUCCUCAUCAUCUUCCUCGCCCUCGGCGUGCUCAUCUUCGCCACCAUGAUCUACUACGCCGAGCGCAUCGGGGCCAACCCCACCGACCCUCGCGGCAGCAACCACACUCACUUCAAGAACAUUCCUAUCAGCUUCUGGUGGGCGGUGGUCACCAUGACCACGCUGGGGUAUGGGGACAUGUUCCCUCAGACCUGGCUGGGUAUGAUGGUCGGGGCUCUGUGUGCGAUAGCAGGGGUGCUGACCAUCGCCAUGCCCGUCCCUGUUAUUGUGAACAAUUUCGGAAUGUACUACUCCUUGGCCAUGGCCAAGCAGAAGCUCCCCAAGAAGAAGAAGAGACACAACCCCAGCCCUGAUCCAAUUCUGGACUCAGCGUCAUUCGGGAAAUCAGAGAGCAACUCGCACAGGAACAGCACGCAGAGUGACACCUGCCCGCUCGCACCUGAUGAGAACAUUGUGAGGAACCGCUCAGACUCGAAGCAGAAUGGGGAUGCUAAUGCUGCUCUAUCAGACGAGGAGGGUUGCAGUCUGACCCAGCCGCUUUCCCCCAGCGAGAGGUGGUCCCUGCGCCGCUCUCGCAACCGAGACAAGGGCAAGAAAGAGGGCACCUGCUUUCUCCUGACCUCUGGAGAUUUCUCCUGCGAAGCUGAUCCCACCGUCCGCACAGAGACCUGCAAAGAUUCCCUCACCACCACAGUCACCUACAGCCAGCCUGAAGUGACCACCUUGACCUGAAGCACCAUGUGCACCGUGAUGAUGGAACCUUUGGACCUCUUUAGGAGUGACCGAGGGUGUGGGGUGGGGGGUUUGGGGGGGUCACUCAUAUAUUUAGCAAUUACGUUCAUUUGUUCAUACGUUCCUAAGUUCUCUUCUCAUAAAGGACAACUUAAGCUCACUCGUCUGCUAGACAUACUGUAUAUGUACUGCUUUCUAUGGCCUUGUUACGUACACAUCUACUUACAUUACAUGUACUCGUCCUCAUGCA